Ctenocephalides felis (cat flea) is the source of this 2122-nucleotide messenger RNA. RefSeq lists its product as uncharacterized. Bases 322 to 2007 code for a protein of 561 amino acids. The transcript is spliced from 2 exons. The record is from RefSeq and is a predicted model, not a curated record. NCBI's taxonomy places the organism in Eukaryota, Metazoa, Arthropoda, Insecta, Siphonaptera, Pulicidae.
CCGAUCAUCUAUGAACUCCGUACAGUCUUGUCAAAAACGCCAUUAAAAUUACUCAAACUUAUAUUAUAUUAUGUACUUUAUUUUAUUUAUGUAAUCAUGUGUUUUAAUGUUCAAUUAGAUAAUUUUAUAGUGUUAUUAUUGUGUGCAAGUGAUUGCUAGUCGCAAAAUGUAAAUGUGUGCACUUAUUCAUAUGUUUCUUGAAGUAGUGUUAUUUGAGGUUAUGUUUCAUUAGAAAUAGGAAUACGUAUCGCGCCCGCCCGCUACCACGUGUGAGUGCCCUCACACACGCCAACUCUUUUCAAAAUUUAAAACGUGUUCAAAAUGGCUGGAAAGGAGAAGAAGCCGAAACUAAGUGAAUCCCCAUCCACCAAAUCUACAGAGACCCCGACCACUACACCGAAAACUGGUGGCCGCAAAAGACGCACUGCCGUGAGUUCCUCUGUUCCCCCAGACGAAACUUCGAAUGCAUCUGAAAUGGAAUCAGUUCAGAGCACCGAAGAUGAUGUUGCUGAAGAGGCAAGCAGUGGCAAUGUUGCAGUGUCUGAUGAAUCUCCAACGACAGGUGGUAAAAAGGGAAAAACUGCUGCAAAGAAUUCUACCGAAGAGAUAAAUGCCGACGAAGCUCCAAAUGAUGAAACCGCCAAAGUGACUAAAAAAGUAGCAAAGAAAGGGCCCGCAAAAAAGAAAUUGGGAUUAGUUAAAAAUUCAAUCGUUAUCGGUAAACGUAAGACUGCUUUGGGUGUAACUGUUAAAAGAGCUAAUAGGAGGAAAAGGAGACAUAGCGCGGGCGAAGACACAAAACCGAAGAUGUUGCGUAAUGGAAAGCCGAGAGCAGACAGUCCAAGUGCUAAGAAAAGACGACCCAGGUUAAUGAGCGCUACUGUAGCAGAGCCAGUUUCGGGUGUUAAGUCUUUGCCUCAACAAGCUGCUAAAAUUGAAGCACCAUCUUCGGAUUCUGAAGUUUCUAGGCGACGCAGACGAUCCGAUUCUUUAUCUAAAUGCUCUGACACAACAGAUACAAGUAGUUUUUGUGACCAGUUCUUGGUACAAAAAUCACCAAAUAAAAUUACUGCCAAUGUUGAAAAUAAUAAUGAUACGAAUGCAGAUACAGAUUCCAAAAUGCCCGACAAACUGAAAAUUCUGGACAAAAUGUCACAAAAUUUUAAUACUGAAACCCCUAAUGAUGCUCAAGUAAUUGACACAGCGAAGUUUGUAAGGAGAAGUACCCGACAACGAAGGAGUGUUGUCACACCUACGCCACCUCUUAUACAAAUUAAAAUCGAACCUAAGGAGGAAGAACAUUUAGUCAUAAAUCCGAUGGAAAUACCACUGGAUGAAGUGUCGCUGUUGGCUGAUCCUUCUCCUCCUAUUUUAAUUAAAGCGGAUUCUGUCAGUCCCGAGCCUGCUCCAGAAAAUCCGACACAAAGGGCCAUGCACGUAAAACAGUUUUACGGUCAACCUGCGUUUAUGGAAAACAAUGUUGGAAUUGAAAGUGAUCCUAGUUUAGGUGAAAUAAUUACCCAGGCACCUGUUUUAGAUAAGGAAAUGCCUUUAGUAACAACUGCUUCUGAUUUGGUUAGCGAAAACUUGAAAGAUGACACUGUCGCCGACAUAGUUGAAGCGUCUAUGGAAAUCGAUGAAGCGAAAGCAUACGAUAGUAAUACCAGUGUAGAUGUUGAAACAAUUAAAGACUUGGUUCAAACUCCUAUGUUGACUUCAUCUCAAGAGCCUAUUCUAAUAUCUCAGACCGUUGAUACUGAAAGUGAUGUAGACGUGGAACGAUUAGAUGACUUUGGUCCUGGAGAUAUCUCCAUGGAAGAUAACUUAACGCCUAGCAUUUCACAAGUAUCUCAAGCAAAAUCAGAUCAAGAUUUAUUUCAAUCUACUGUUACAAGCGAUAAUUUAAGCUUAGGAGAGAAUAUUAAAAAAUUAGAAGUCAUUGAAGAAUUGCAGCCUCCCAUUCUGGUUGCUGAAGAAGAACUCCUACUGACAAAAGAGAAGAAGUGAAAGAAAACUUGAGACCUAAUGAGAAGACUGAAGAUGUCAAAACCACUGAUGUCAAAAACAUAGAUAUGAAAAAAUCUGAAACACCGCCACCUGUAUUGGUAUCUCUUAUGGACGA